AUGACGAGAGCGAUUCCGACGUCGAGGAGGAGCAGACUACGAAACGCCGGCGGCCAACUUUGGGGGUGCAACUGGAUGACAAGCGGAAAGAGAUGUUGAAGAAGCACCCUCUGUCCGUCACCAUCAACCUGAAGUGCAAAGAUGGCAGUUUGCUGUUCCUGACCUUUUACUACUUGAUGAACCUCAACGUCCUGACCGUCAAGGCCAAGAUGACCGCAGCCACGGAGAUGACCGUGCCCAUCAGCGCUGGGGACCUGCUGUGCCCCGAUUCUCUUCUGAGCUGCCUCUAUCCUGGGGACCACGGAAAGAGGACCCCAAACCCCGCCAACCAGUUCCAGUUCGACAAAGUGGGCAUCCUGACCCUGAACGACUACGUGCCUGAACUGGGCCAUCCAUACGUAUGGGUGCAAAAACUGGGGGGUUUGCACUUCCCCAAGGACCAACCCCAGAAUCCCGUGGUCGCCGAUAACUCGCUGAGUGCUAGCCACAUGGAGAGGACCAUGAAACUGCUCAAAACGAGGUUGGAGUCGCGCCUGGCCCUUCACAAGCAAUUUGCUUCCCUUGAACAUGGCAUUCUGCCCGUCUCCCCUGAGUCUCAGCAUCUCUUCCCCGCCAAGAUUAUGUCGCAUUUGGUGAAGUGGAUGUCCCUCACGUACGAAGAUUACAUGGAGCUGCCUUACACUAAAGACGUGGUUGAGUCUGGUUUGGCUGAAGAUACUCACCUCUACUACUUGGCACUGAUCGAGAGAGGCACAGCCAAGCUCCAGGCCUCCGUAGUGUUGAACCCCGGAUAUUCCUCCAUCCCGCCCGUCUUCAGCCUGUGCUUGAACUGGAAAGGGGAGAAAACCAGCAUGAAUGAUGACAACAUUCGG
Molecule: messenger RNA, 872 nt
Organism: Thamnophis sirtalis
Lineage: Eukaryota; Metazoa; Chordata; Lepidosauria; Squamata; Natricidae
Source: RefSeq, a predicted model, not a curated record